GCAGCGCCAGCCACCCCCACUGCCAUCACAAGGCUGAGGCAGUGCCAUGGACACCUUCCAGGAGGUGUUUCAGAAGGUGGAGAAGAUCGGGGAGGGCACCUAUGGCGUGGUGUACAAGGCUCGCAACAAGCGCACGGGGCAGCUGGUGGCCCUCAAGAAGAUCCGCUUGGACUCGGAGACAGAGGGCGUCCCCAGCACCGCGAUCCGAGAAAUCUCACUGCUGAAGGAGCUGAAGCACCCCAACAUUGUCAGGCUCCUGGAUGUCAUACACAGUCAGAAGAAGCUCUAUCUGGUGUUUGAGUAUCUGAAUCAGGACCUGAAGAAAUACAUGGACUCAUCCCGAACUGGAGAGUUUCCUUUAAGCUUGGUCAAGAACUACCUUUUCCAGCUGCUGCAGGGUGUGAGCUUCUGCCACUCGCACAGAGUCAUCCACAGGGACUUGAAGCCGCAGAACUUGCUUAUUAACGAAGCAGGAGCAAUCAAGCUGGCUGAUUUUGGACUGGCAAGAGCUUUUGGAGUCCCGCUGCGCACAUACACUCAUGAGGUGGUGACUCUGUGGUACAGAGCCCCUGAAAUACUGCUGGGGUGCAAAUACUACUCGACCGCUGUGGACAUCUGGAGCAUCGGCUGCAUCUUUGCAGAAAUGGUGACCAGGAAGGCCUUGUUUCCAGGGGACUCCGAGAUCGACCAGCUCUUCCGGAUCUUUCGCACCCUGGGCACUCCCACCGAGGCGACCUGGCCUGGGGUGACCCAGCUGCCUGACUACAAGGGGGACUUUCCCCGGUGGGCCAGGAAGGAGAUGAAGGAAAUUGUUCCCAACUUAGAUCGAGAUGGUAGAGACUUACUGGUGCAAUUGCUCCUGUACGAUCCCAGCAGGCGCAUUUCAGCCAAGGCGGCCCUCAAUCACCAGUACUUCUUCUGGAGAAGCCCUCAGAGCCCUGAAGAGCGACGUGUGCUGCAGAGACACUGCAGAUGAGAAGGCACAGCUCUCCCCAUGCGCUGGCACCUCCUGGUAGCCGUGCAGAUCUGCUUUUGGGCACUUAGCAGGGGGCUGGCUGGGACCCAGGGUCUCACUCCUCCUGAGGAGCCUGGCAGGGGACAUUCUUGCAUUUAGAGACUCUCAGCCUGUUGCUGGGGCAAAGUUUGGCUAGGUUACAGCCAGUAGAGCUGUUUUGAAGAGGUCAUGUGCAAAAGGGUGGGAGGUAUUUAUCAACAUAAAGCACUGAAAUGUCGGUGAAAGAGCGCCUUUCAGAGGUCUGUGCUUGCAUUAGUCAGCGAGCUCAGGCGACGCGCAGUGGUUCCCGUCCCUCCAGCCCGGGAGCACCCCCAGGUGCGGCGGGGGCAGUUGCUGGCACCGGGGCGUGCUGGAGCUCCGCUUUGUGGCUGGAAACAGUAACAUCUAGAACUCCGGCUUUCCAUCCUCAGAUGUAAUGCCGUUUCCUUCGCCUUAUUGUCCUGGGAAUGUUUUUACUGUUCAAAUGUUCAGAGAAUUGUCACUAACUUUUGGUAUGGUUUUGACAUCUUUUUUUUUUUUUCUUUCAGCACAGAAAAAAAUAAAGGCUUGUUAUUUGUUCAGAA
Molecule: messenger RNA, 1578 nt
Organism: Phalacrocorax carbo (great cormorant)
Lineage: Eukaryota; Metazoa; Chordata; Aves; Suliformes; Phalacrocoracidae
Source: RefSeq, a predicted model, not a curated record